AUGGGACGCCGGAAGAACAAGCGAAGGAUUUCCCGGCACAGGGGCGACGCCACGGCGUCGGCGCCGGCACCGACCAAUGCGGACUGGGAGGACGCGACCGCCGCCUUCCGCGAGGAGGCGGAGGCCGCCCUGCGCUCCCUGUCCAUCGGCGAAGACGACGGCGCCGCGGCGGAGCGCCUCGCCGCGCGCCACGGGGGCUCCCCACUCGCGCACCACGUCGUCGGCCACGCGCGCGCCGCGCUCGCGCGGGCAGGGGACGCGGUCGCGCCGCUCCGCCGCGCGGCGGGGCUCGCGCCGGGGUGCCCCGAGAUCGCCGCCGCCCUCGCCGCCGCGCUCCUCUACGCGCGCCGGCCCGGCGAGGCCCUUGCGGAGUGCGCGCGCGCGCUCGCCGUGGGCGCCCCCACCGACCCGGCCCUCCACGCCGUGUCCGGCCGCGGCCUCAUGGCCGCGACCCCGCAGUGCCGCGUCGCCGUCGCGCGGGAGCGGCUCCGCGGCGUGCGCGCCGACGCGGAGGCCCUAACGGGGGUCUCCCACCGCGCCACCGUCCCGCCGCCGCCGUCCCGCUCGCGCCGGAGCGCGUUGCCCGACACCGACGACGAGGUCUGGAGCUUCCUCACGGUGAGAGUGGAGGACUUGACGGCGCACUGCGCCAAGAUUGGGAGCUCCGCCGGUGCGCUCGCCGUCGCCGACGCUGUGGAGUUUGUGAAGGCCACCAACGCGUGGGUGUACUGGCUGUGCCCCGUCUGCGACGAGGUUUUCUUGGAUUCCAACUCGUUCCAAUCACACGUCGAGAGCGAGUACAUUCACCAGCUCCAGCAAUGGCUGCCAUUGACGCAGCCAUCGACCACCAUGAAACCAACCUCCAAGGAUUCCUCAUGGUGGAAGCCAAUUGGAGCACAAGAAGAAGAAGAAGAAAUAGCCAGGAUAAGGGAGGCAUUUUCGAUUGUUAAUGGAUCUGAAGUCUCCUAUCUUGGCUGUGUGGCAUUUUCGAUUCUUGAUGGACCUGAAAUCCCCUCUAUUGACCCUAUGGUAUUUUCAUCUCUUGAUGAACCUGAGGUCUCCUCUGUUGAACCUGUGAGCAACGAGGUCAAGUUUAAGAAAGGCAGGCGCCGCAGGCUCAAGAAGUGGGACGCCUGGUUGGAUCAUUGCCGGGAGAUUGAGAGAGACUGCCCAUCGUGGGAGGAGCUUCUUCUACCUCUCUGCAGAGAAAUGCCUGAAUUGUGGGAAUAUUUGGAAAGUUGUGUUGAAACAGAAGGGAAUGAGGAUAGUUUUCCAUUAAUUUCUCUUGUUCAAGGCAGUAGUGUUUUAUUUCUUGAUAGUCAGAAGAUCGCUCCAAUAAACAUGGAUGGUUCUUUUAAUGUGGAUGCACUGUUUAAUUGGCUGCUCCGUGGAAGUUCGCCGCAAAAGCCAGUGCCGUCAUGGACCAGCAUAAGGAAGAGGUGUGUUCAUGAUGGAAAUGAAGUCCUUAAAAGGAUUGGUGAGAUAUCAGAUUUAUUGCAGGAGCAAUUUGGUCUGAAAGACCAUUCAGACGGAACAAUGCAUGGUGAUUUCUUCACUACAAAGGUCAAUUCAAUUGAUGUUGAGAUCUCGCAUAUGUUUGCUGAAGUUAGCUUUUUACGGAAAAAACUUGUGAAAGUCUGUACAUUUGAUUACAGAAUAGUUAUUUUGCCUUUUAUAAAGGACUAUCUAUGGGCUAAGCUGAAUAAUGGCUCUCCUGGAAAAGAGUUGCAUGAUAUGGAUGAUAUAUAUGAGGAAUAUGUUGUCCAAGAGAAGAGUCAAGGCACUGAUUCAGAUUUGGAUCAUCAGAUUAGCAGGACAGAGGAAUUUGAAAAUUCCUCGCUGUCAUUUUCAGAUAGCUCAGACCUUUCUACCUUGGAAACUGAAAGCACUUCAUUCAACAGUGGGAUUGGUACCGUACAUCAAAUUACUACUGAUGAACUGUCCUUGAAUGUGACUCUCCGGGCAUUGUGGCAUUUGAGACGAAUCCACAUCUUCCGGCAGAUACCACAUACUCUUCAUCAUUUAUCAGUCAGAGACCACUGCGUUGUGUGUCUAUUAUGCGAAAUAUUCUAUGCUCGGGAUCACAAUGAAAACCACACAGCAGCCAUCCUUUUGGGUAAUGCGAGAACUGCUUUUAGUGACAUUUUAAAUGAUAGAAACUUUGACUACAAGGAAAAUAAGAACAUUGCAUCUGAAAUUAUAUCAAUAAUCAUUGAGAUACUACACAUGUCGCAAAAGCAUUAUUCUUUUGAAACUUUCGAGCCCGUUGAAAUAAGCCCAUCAAGAUGUUUUGGUUAUUGCGUACCACAUCAAGUCCUUGGUAUGUACUUCAAACAAAAGAAAUGCAACUGCGUGAACAAACCAGGUGGAGAAAAUGAUUUCAUUGCCAUUUUUCACACUGUUGAUGUGGGUGCAGUUCAAAAAACUGAGAUGAAGUCUUUUGGUGAUAUCCUGAAAGCUGCAGAACUUGAUGUGGAGAGCUGCCGAUGUGGAAACAAGACUGAGGGUUCUCUUUUAUUUCCACCUCAUAUUUUCACUAUUGUUUUUAGCUGGCCAACUGAGAAGGAAAACUACGUGGACAUGUCUGAAGUACUGAUAAACAUUGCAGCUCCAUUAGAUAUUAUACAUACUGUUUACGAAGUGGAUAUCAAAAGGAUGUACAGUUUGAUUACAGUGGUAUGUUGUGUCGAUGACGAACAUGUCUGCUUUGCUCGUGGAGAGGGAAAAUGGAUCAUAUACGAAAGCCAGACAGUCGAGGUUGCGGAUUGCUGGGAAAGUUUGCUCCAACGUUAUCACGGAAGAAUCCUCCGGCCCCAAAUCCUUUUCUUCGAGAUGUUGGCGUGAAAACAUUGGCAAAUUAAGGUCGUGACUGGAAAUCGGUGCCAAUGGCCAGCUCUCAGAAAGGAAUGGAUUGGUCGGAUCAUGCCAUCAUGUCCAGAUCUGGGCUGUUGAGAGUGCAUCAAGAUUCGUGUUAGGCAUUACAGGAACAUCCUACUGUAUGAGCUGUGGAUAAUUAUAGUUUUUGAUUUUGUGGAGUAAUAAUAAUAUAUAUAUUUCACAAAGCUGCCGGGCCGCGCUGCGAACCCAUUUUGGAAGUUGAACUUUUUAAUGUUUGAUUUAAAAAAAUGCAUGCUUAUAGAUACUCUUAGCUUACAUUAUAUUAUACUUUCUUUCCUACAA
This is a messenger RNA of Oryza sativa Japonica Group (Japanese rice), 3180 nucleotides long. RefSeq lists its product as uncharacterized. Gene Ontology annotation, molecular function: protein binding. The record is from RefSeq and is a predicted model, not a curated record. Lineage: Eukaryota; Viridiplantae; Streptophyta; Magnoliopsida; Poales; Poaceae.